Messenger RNA from Gaeumannomyces tritici R3-111a-1, 3086 nucleotides. Its product is annotated as molybdenum cofactor sulfurase. Gene Ontology annotation, biological process: Mo-molybdopterin cofactor biosynthetic process. NCBI's taxonomy places the organism in Eukaryota, Fungi, Ascomycota, Sordariomycetes, Magnaporthales, Magnaporthaceae. The record is from RefSeq and is a predicted model, not a curated record. The transcript is spliced from 2 exons. Gene Ontology annotation, molecular function: pyridoxal phosphate binding; molybdenum cofactor sulfurtransferase activity; molybdenum ion binding. The coding region runs from base 298 to 2850 and encodes 850 amino acids.
CGGUGGCCGAAGCGGGCGGAGGCUUGGGAGAGUUACUGUGCAAACAGUUACUGAUUGUGAUUGCUUUGUUGCACCACUACUAUCGGGCUGCUUCGGUCUCAUUCACACGGCCAGCACGUCCUGCCCCCAUCAACCACCAACAAUGAUGCUACCAGCCGGCUGUCCCAUCCCCCUUUAUUUAUAUCGCCGUCCCCGCCUGCUGUUCCGUCCUGCUUGACGACUUGGCGGUCCACAGGACACUUCCACCCUCGCCAUUGCUCGGUCAGAUCCGCGCGAGUAUCUAAAAGCUCUGCCAAAAUGGCGACAGCGGAGGCACCAGGCGCGCGCUAUAACGCUGAUGUGGAGCGACUUAUUAAGUCAGAAUUCCCGAUGCUGAGGGACUCUGUCUACCUGGACCACGCUGGCACUACGCUGUACCCCGUGUCUCUACUCAAUGACUUCUCCAGGGACUUGACUAGUAAUCUCUACGGCAACCCGCACUCGGCUUCGAGCUCCUCCCAACGGUCGACCUCCCGCAUCGAGGACGUCCGCCUCCGCGCAUUACAGUUUUUAGGGGCGGACCCGGCGCAGUUCGAUUUAGUCUUCACAGCCAACGCCACAUCCGCAACAAAGCUCGUUGCGGAAGCCUUCAGGGCGUUACCGGGUGGGUUUCGCUAUAUCUACCAUCAGUCGUCCCACACGAGCCUUGUAGGCGUUCGGGAGGAGGCACAGAGCAGCUGCUGCCUUGAAGACUCUGCGGUUGAGCCCCUGCUUUCGAACCCGAGCACAGCUCCGGCCUGUCAGGAUGACCAAGCAUACUCGACGCUUUUCGCGUACUCAGCGCAGUCUAACUUCGAUGGUAGCCGCUCGCCGCUAUCUUGGGCAGGCGGGGUGAGAAGGGCACUAUCUAGUGGAGGUAUGAAAGUGUUCACUCUCUUAGACGCCGCCUCCCUGGUGUCGAGCUCUCAGCUGGAUCUUGGGGGUUCCGAAGAUGCCCCUGAUUUCGUGGUGCUGAGUUUCUACAAGAUAUUUGGAUUCCCAGACCUUGGCGCACUGCUUAUUCGAAAACAGGCCCAAGACGUCUUUGACUCGCGGCGAUAUUUUGGAGGAGGCACAGUCGACAUGGUGGUCAGCAUCAAGGAACAGUGGCAUGCCCCGAAGACACAUUUCCUCUACGAGCGGCUCGAGGAUGGCACCCUGCCGAUUCACAGCAUCGUCGCCCUGGACGUCGCCAUGACCGUCCAUUACCGUCUAUACGGGUCCAUGAGCGCCGUUGCAUCACACACCACAUUCCUCGCCCAGAGGCUGCACGCCGGACUAGAAUCUCUGAGGCACGAGACAACAGAUUCCCCGGUCUGUAUCAUGUACUCAUCGCGCCCCGAGGUGCAGCCUGGCGGCAGCACGGCUAGCAGCGGGCCGAUCGUCGCCUUCAACAUUCGUAAUGCCUCGGGAGCAUGGCUCAGCCUCGUCGAGUUUGAGAAGCUCGCUAUCCUGCGCAAAAUCCACGUCCGCACCGGCGGGGUCUGCAAUCCGGGAGGCAUUGCGGCGGCACUACAGCUCGAGCCGUGGGAGAUGAAGAGAAACCUCUCGUCCGGGUUCCGGUGUGGAACGGACAACGACAUAAUGUCUGGCAAGCCGACGGGCGUCAUCCGGGCCAGCCUCGGCGCCAUGAGCACAAUAUCUGACAUAGACACAUUUGUCGAAUUUGUCGCUGAAUUUUUUCAGGAUAAAACCACAUUGUCCACGCUCCUUGAAAUCGCCCGCCCCCGUGCUGUGGCCUCCGCGGAGGGCGGACCCCAGCUUUUUGUUCAUAGCUUGGCAAUAUUCCCCAUCAAGAGCUGCGGCGCAUAUCCAAUACCAGCCGGCGUGGCGUGGGAGAUUAGGCCAGAGGGUCUUGCCUGGGACAGGGAGUGGUGCUUGUUGCAUCAAGGCGCUGGCUACGCUCUCAGCCAGAAGCGAUAUCCGAAAAUGGCUCUCAUCAGGCCAGUCGUCGACUUUGACCGUGGCGUGCUGCGCAUUCGCUACUGCGGGGAGCUGCCCCAGGGUGUGUCGGGGGAAAUCUCGAUCCCCCUAUCUCAUGACCCGUCCAUGUUCCGAGACGGCUCCGCCCUCUCCGCGCCGUCGCGCGUGGGCGGCGACAAGGUGACGGCGCAGUACUACACAUCCGACGCGGUCAACACCUUCUUCUCGACCGCCCUGGGUGUCCCAUGCGUGCUGGCGCGAUUUCCGCCUGGCGGCCACGGCAGCGGCGGGAGGCGCUACGCGAAAGCGCGCAUCCAGAAGCACCAGGAAGCGUCGCAUGGCAUGUCGGAGAUGGUGUCAAGUGUUGCGGCCGCUGCCUACGACUUGCAGGAGCGCCCUGCUCCGCCCUCGCCGCCGGACUCGGAUCCAGAUACCAGGCAGCGGCCUAUUCUGCUAUCAAACGAGAGCCCGAUCCUGGCCAUCAACCUCGCAAGCGUUCGUGCGCUCAACCACGAGAUCGAGGCUCGGGGAGGCGUCGCGGUCUCCUCAUCGGCAUUCAGGGCCAACGUCGUGCUGGGUGCCGCCACCGCUCCGAGCGACGCUCGCGCUGGUAGCGAUCAGCGGGAAUACCAGGAGGACGACUGGAAGACCCUGAGGAUCGGAUCGCAGUCAUUCACCAUGCUCGGCGCGUGCAGGCGUUGUCAGAUGGUGUGCAUUGACCAGGAGACAGCCCGCAAGGGGGACGAGCCUUUUGCGACCCUCUCCAAGACCAGGAGGUCCGAGGGCAAGGUUUUCUUUGGCGUGCACAUGGCUCUGAAUAACAUGCCUGGCAGCGAUCACGCCAUGACGAGGGAGUCACAGCGCCCGACCAUAAUGGUGGGCGAUCGUGUCUAUAUCAACGGUACGUGAGACUCGGCAGGUGUCGACAAGUACGUACUUAACUAGAGACAACAAGGGCGAAUCUAUAAAUACAUCGAUCUAGGGAGUUAGCUAGCGCAGACGAUAGAGGUAAUAUAAGGCGUAUUUGGCCUUGGCCUAGCAUAGACUGGCGAGGCGCGCACGCUGUUUCCACAUGUGCAUGAGCUCUAGAGCCCGGUGACAAUACUAGAGUAAACCCGGAAUCUGCGAACGAAUGUUAUGAUGCC